AUGGUUUAUACUUUAAAAUCCAUUUUAACAACCAGAAGAAUUUUUGUUUCUAUUUUGCAGGAAAAAUUACAACAGUUGGGUACAAGAGCAGCAGAAAUAUUUGAAAUCAAAUCACAUAUACAAAGCCGCCAAACAGAACAAGCACAAGUAGAAAAGGCAAUAGCUGACUUAUUGAAGAAUAUAGAAAAUGAGUUCCAAGGUUCAACAGAAGAUUUAAAACGAUUAUUAAAUGAAUUCCAAGAUAAAGUUGAGGAAAGACAGGAUAAACUAACACAUGGUCAUAAAGAAAACAUAAGAAAAAGAGAUACAAAAAUUGUUGAAGUAGCAGAUAACUACUCGUUUGAAGGUUAUAACCUAGGUAAUAUCAGUGACGAAAAAUAUAAACACUUUUUUGAGGAGAUGAAAAAUUCAUUGGAGACAAAGAAAGCUGAAUCUAAAAGUUUAAAGGCUCAAUAUGAAGAGGAGGAAGAGAAACUACAGAAAAAAUUAGAUAACUUAAAGGAAAGUAAAACAAAACUAGAAUCAAGUGAAAGAUUAAAGACAGAAAUGAUGACAAAGAAUAUUGGUGAGAUACGUCAGAUUAAUCAGAAAUUAAGUAAUAUGGAGGUAUCUGCCGGUAGACUGGAUCAUAUUACAACAGAUUUAAAGAGAGCAGAACAGGAUUUAACAAGUUUAGAAUCUAAUCUGAACUUGGAAGAUGUAAAACGAGAAAUAGCAGAACUUGACAAAACUCGAAAAGAAUUGACCAUGAAAAUCAGUGAUUUGAAUACAGAAUUAAAUAAGUUAACAUUAGAAUCUAAUGUACAAGCUGAAGUUAAUAUGUAUAACAAAGAUAAAGUAUCUAAAGAGGAUAAUAUAAGACGACUUAAAUCCAAACAUGAAGAUACAAUCAACUAUUUAUUAGGUGAUGGUGCAUCAACACAAAAUCUGAGAGGAAAAUUAGAAGACUUUAUCUAUGAACAAGGUGAUUCAGUUAAACGUUGUUCUGAGGAAUUACAAAAUGCACAAAGGAGUCUUUCUUCUAAAGAAGCACAACAAAAAAUGUUACAACAACAGCUAAGACAGAAAGAAGAUGAGUUGAGGAAAUUAGAUGAUAAGAUUUUAACUGUCUGUGGUAGUCAGAAUUAUGAUGAUGAAUAUCAGAAUGUUCAACAAAAACUAACACAAACUCAAGAAUCAAGGGGAUCCUUAUUAGGAGCUGAACAUUUUUUUAAGCAGUAUGUAACAGAUUUGGAGAAAACUGAUCCAUGUUGUCCUCUCUGUCAUCGAGGUUUUGAAACAGAAGAAGAUGUUCGUCAACUUAUAUUAGAGCUUCAAGAUAAGUUACGAAGGGUACCUAGUAGAUUGAAUAAAGCCGAGAAAGAUUUAGAAGAAUAUCAGACGAAGUAUGAUAAUAUGACACAACUUAAACCAUUACGAGAAAAUAAAACAGAUGAGUUACAAGCUAAAGAGAAUGAUGAAGGUAUGGCUAAAAGUAUGCAGCCUGAUGUCCUUAUGAUAGACAGGUAUCAGGGUGAACUUAGAGAAUUAGAGAGAAAAAUAGCUACCAAAUCGGCUAUGUUGUCAGGAGGAGUUGCAAGAAGAACUAUAGAAGUCGUUGUUGAAGAAAAGGGAGAUAAGGAACAUACAUUGGACAAUCUCAACAAAACACUGGAUCACAAGAGACAGAAAAUGUCAGACCAUACAGAGAAGUUACAACGAUUGAAGACUAAAGUUCAUGACUUAAAAUCAGAAAAACUACAAAUAACAAGUGAAUUACAACAGCGAACAAAACUAGAAGAAAGUAAAAUAUCUCUCAUAUCAGAUAAUAAACAACUUGAAGAUGAUAUUAAGGAUGCUAGAGAAGAGAUAAAACCACUUGAGACCCAAAUAACUCGAACCAAGGCUCAGAAAGAUGAUGUUGUGAAAGAAAAAGAAGAGAAGAUUGAAUCAGCCAAUCAGGAGGUUUGA
Molecule: messenger RNA, 1950 nt
Organism: Patella vulgata (common limpet)
Lineage: Eukaryota; Metazoa; Mollusca; Gastropoda; Patellidae
Product: DNA repair protein RAD50
Exons: 19
Coding region: 1-1950 (649 amino acids)
Biological process (GO): telomere maintenance via telomerase; double-strand break repair; telomere maintenance via recombination
Cellular component (GO): Mre11 complex; condensed nuclear chromosome
Molecular function (GO): G-quadruplex DNA binding; single-stranded telomeric DNA binding; double-stranded telomeric DNA binding
Source: RefSeq, a predicted model, not a curated record